Messenger RNA from Abrus precatorius (Indian licorice), 1739 nucleotides. RefSeq names its product E3 ubiquitin protein ligase RIE1. The coding region runs from base 186 to 1214 and encodes 342 amino acids. The record is from RefSeq and is a predicted model, not a curated record. The transcript has 5 exons. Lineage: Eukaryota; Viridiplantae; Streptophyta; Magnoliopsida; Fabales; Fabaceae.
CAUAAACUUUGCAUUUUAUAAUUUUCAGCGACCAACGCAACAAUAUACGAUUCAACGACAACACCCCCAAUAUACUUGAAGAAGAAGAAGAAGCGCUUAUCUCUAUCGUCAAUUAUUCCCUGCUUUUUCUUUUGCCUUUCAAUUUCAGUUAUGCGUUCACACCUUUACGUUUUCUCUUUCUAGCCAUGUCAUCGCCAAACUCCGUUCCUCAACCUCACGCGCCGCUCCUUCGCCCGCGCCGCGAUGCCGCUCGCCCUCCCGUCCUCGCUCUCCUCCUCGGCCGCCGUGGCCACUCCGUUGUGGUCCGGGAGACGGCAGCGCGUGAGCUCGAGGAGCGUCGUGCCGACUGGAGUUACUCGAAGCCGGUUGUGGCGUUAGACAUGACGUGGAACAUCGCCUUCGUGGUGGUAGCGGCGGUGAUGCUCGGUUGCACUCUAGAGGAGAAGCCAAACACGCCGAUCCGGGUGUGGAUCUGUGGCUACACGGUGCAGUGCCUUGUCCACGUGGCGCUGGUGUGGCUCGAGUACCGGAAGAGGAAUGAGAGGCCUAGGGAUGAGGAAUCCGGUGGUAACGUUGAAAACGACGACGUCAACGACAGUGACGACGACGACGUUGGAGUUGGAAGCUCAGGGAAUUCCUCUCGCUCUGGAUUCACCAAACGAUGCGCAUCCUUGAAUUCCAUGGUUUCAUUCCUUUGGUGGAUGGUAGGCUUUUACUGGGUAGUAUCUGGCGGUGAUGUUCUUCUGCAAGAUGCUCCACGUUUGUAUUGGUUGGCUGUUGUCUUUCUGGCAUUUGAUGUCUUCUUUGCCAUCUUUUGUGUUGUUUUGGCAUGCUUGAUUGGAAUUGCUCUGUGUUGUUGUUUGCCCUGUAUUAUUGCUAUCCUCUAUGCUGUUGCAGGACAGGAUGGUGCAUCAGAAUCAGAUCUAAGUAUACUUCCAAAAUACAGAUUUCAAAUGUUAAACAACGAGAAAGCACCUAGUGACGGAGGAGGAUCAAUGGUUCCCGUGUGCGGUGGUGACUUGACCCAGAGAAUACUUUUACCUGAGGAUGCAGAAUGCUGCAUAUGCAUCUCUUCAUACGAGGAUGGAGCUGAACUUCAUGCUCUUCCUUGCAACCAUCAUUUCCAUUCUACAUGCAUAGUGAAAUGGUUAAAGAUGAAUGCAACUUGUCCUCUUUGCAAGUACAAUAUUCUUAAGGGAAAUGAACAGGUGUGACGUAAUAGUAAACACAAUCGAUGACAUAUAUCAAGCCUAGCUUAAUGAUGUGACAGCACAGACGUUUCAACUGUUGAUGUGUAUAUGUAGAUAAUAUCAAGACAUGAACCAAUACAGCUUCUCCCAAUAUGCUCGGUUAAGCAGUCGUUGUUUGCUUAAUUGCUUCUGUAGAGAAAAGGUAGAGCUAAGAAGGAAAGCUUCUUAUGGAGAGAUCUAUUUGAAUAAGUUAAUGAUUUCAUCUGAUCCUUGUCUUGUCCUUUAUUAGUGGAAAGUUAUCCUAUUUCUUGUAUCGAAUUUGUUCAUAUGGGAGAAAACAAUGGCAAGUGUGGCAGUUCAACUUUCAGCUUAUUUCAUUGUGUAUUUUAUGGAUUCUUGAUUGUUUUCUGGUAGAAACAAAGAUAAUUGCUUUUUUUUUGCUAGGUGGUCACCUAGUUGAGAACCCUACCCUCACGGGCUUCUAUAACUAUGAUUGGUCGUAGCAAUAUUUUGGUCUCCUGUCCUUUGAGGGCGUGAGACUACGUCAGG